AUGCCGACCUCGGCUCAGAGGCAUGGAGCUGGAGUUGGAGCUCCGGUUCAGGCUCAGGCUCGGGUUGGGAAUCCCACGGCUCAGGCGGAUCAGCCUCAGUGGGACACACGGUCAGGCUGGAGAUGGAGGUCAGACUCACACCAUCCGAAGCCAGGCUCAUCGAACCAUAACGUUACGAAGCCUGAAGGCUCAUCGAACCAUAACGUUACGAAGCCUGAAGGCUCAUCAAAUCAUAACGUUACGAAGCCAGGCUCAUCGAACCAUAACGUUACGAAGCCUGAAGGCUCAUCAAAUCAUAACGUUACUAAGCCAGGCUCAUCGAACCAUAACGUUACGAAGCCAGGCUCAUCGCACCAUAACCAUAAUGAAACGAAGCCAGGCUCAUCAAAACAUAACGAUUCGAGGUCAGGCUCAGACGAUAACGAUUCAAGGAACCCGGUCUUUGCAACACCAAGAGAGGUCGUAGUGGGAGGAUCACGUGGAUGGAACUACGGGGUGGAUCUUGAAGAAUGGGCUUCCAAGACUACUUUCCAUGUCGGCGAUGUUCUUGUUUUCGAGUACAACAAUAUGACAAACCGAAGACAUGACGUGUACUUGCAAACAAAUCUGUGGAGUUACAGGACCUGCAACUUCGAAAGUAGAAAUAAGAUUGCUUCAUCGGAGGAGAAUGGAUCUAAAGAGAGCUUCAAAUUUACUCUUGCAAUGUCACAGCCUUACUCUUUUGCAUGCGGAGAGGAUAACGGCUAUUAUUGCCGUACCUAUAACAUGAAGUUCAGCGUUCUCCCAGGCGCCUGA
Brassica napus (rape) is the source of this 795-nucleotide messenger RNA. RefSeq lists its product as uncharacterized. Gene Ontology annotation, molecular function: electron transfer activity. The transcript is spliced from 4 exons. Lineage: Eukaryota; Viridiplantae; Streptophyta; Magnoliopsida; Brassicales; Brassicaceae. Bases 1 to 795 code for a protein of 264 amino acids. The record is from RefSeq and is a predicted model, not a curated record.